This is a messenger RNA of Diplodia corticola, 1581 nucleotides long. RefSeq names its product mfs monosaccharide transporter. The transcript is spliced from 4 exons. NCBI's taxonomy places the organism in Eukaryota, Fungi, Ascomycota, Dothideomycetes, Botryosphaeriales, Botryosphaeriaceae. The record is from RefSeq and is a predicted model, not a curated record. Gene Ontology annotation, cellular component: membrane. The coding region runs from base 1 to 1581 and encodes 526 amino acids. Gene Ontology annotation, molecular function: carbohydrate:proton symporter activity. Gene Ontology annotation, biological process: carbohydrate transport; transmembrane transport.
AUGUCGUUCGUUGGCUCGCGGCUCAGGUCGCUGGGCCACAGUAAGCAAGCUCAAGUCGUGCUCUUCUCUUCCACCGCCAUUGCAUUGUACGGCUAUGACCAGGGCAUGAUGUCCCUGAUCAAUACCAACAAUGACUACCUCUCUCGCAUGCGCAUCUCUGGUGAUUCGCCGCUCGUUGGUAUCAUUGUCUCUGUCUACUAUCUGGGAUGCUCCGUCGGCGCCGUCUUCUUCUCGUGGUUUGCCGAUCAAUUCGGCCGCAAGCGCGCCAUCUUUCUGUGUCUAGCAACCGCCAGCUUAGGAAACUUUAUCAUGUUCAUCGCUGGUCUAGGUGGCAUGGGACAGGCGCUCGCCGUCAUGUUUCUCGGACGUGUCAUAAUGGGUCUAGGCGUCGGCGGCAUCGACAGCGUAAUACCUGUCUACAGCGCUGAACUGGCCGAGACCGAGAAGCGAGGAAGAGCCAUGGGCCAGGAAUUCCAGAUGAACAUUUUUGGUUUAUGCAUGGCAUUCGGCAUAAACUUGGCCGUGACCGUUACCUUGGGCAAGGAGAACCAAUGGGCUUGGCGCAUUCCCAUUGUCGUCAUGCAAGCCUACCCCGUACUCCUUCUUGCAUGCAUCGAGCUUCUGCCGGAAAGCCCCAGAUACUACAUUUAUCAUGGGCGAGAGGACGAUGCAAAAAGGGCGUGUCAGGAAAUUGACCCCCAGGGCGGCGAGAAGAAGUUUGAAGACUUGAAAGAGAGCCAUGAGCGGGAAGCGGAUCAGGAGGUCUCUUAUUUCAACAUGAUCACGCCCGGUCAUCCCCAGUUCCACCCAACCAUGGUCACCAUCAUGUGCCAGAUCAACCAGGCCCUUACUGGUUACGGAGCCGUGUCCGUCUACGGUCCUCAAAUCUUCGAGCUGCUUGGAUUCGGUGUUCGAGACGCCGAAUACUUGACAAUGGGCAACUACACGUCCUACCUUUUUCUCAUGACCUUCGCCUGGCUGCUCAUUGACGCCGUUGGCAGGCGUAAGUUAUUGCUUGGCGGCAGCAUCGUCUUAACCUUCUGUUUCCUUCUCCUUGCCAUCUUCGGAGGCCUGGCCAUGAACUCCCAAGGGAGUCCAUCCUCCCUUGAUGUUCCCACUCUUGCUUUUUCCAUCCCAGGGAUCGUUACACUUUAUGUGGCUACCGGUGCCUUCGGUAUUGGGUGGCUGGCUACUGUCUGGUUGAUACCCACCGAGAUUUACCCCACAACCGCUCGCGCACAAGCCGCUGCCAUCAGCGUCAUCAUCUGGGGCCUCGCCAAUUUCACCAUCACGCUGCUGACGCCCAUCAUGUUCAACAAUCUGCGCUACUGGCUCUUCCUCGUCUUUUCCGUCUCUAACGCCAUCGCUGGCCUGUGGACGUGGGCGUACCUCCCUGAGAGUGGUGGCCGGAGCUUCGAGGAGAAUCAGCGAUUCUUCGACGAUGCCGCGAAGGAGGGCACGUGGCAAGUCCGGAAGAUUGAAGGUGGUGCUUACCUGAGAAUGCCGUAUCCGCACAGCGGAGAGGAGGAGAGGGGAGAGAGGGAGCCACUCUUGCAGAGGGUCAGGGAUCAAAUUCCUUGA